This is a messenger RNA of Ixodes scapularis (black-legged tick), 1453 nucleotides long. Its product is annotated as estradiol 17-beta-dehydrogenase 8. Gene Ontology annotation, molecular function: oxidoreductase activity, acting on the CH-OH group of donors, NAD or NADP as acceptor. Bases 11 to 775 code for a protein of 254 amino acids. NCBI's taxonomy places the organism in Eukaryota, Metazoa, Arthropoda, Arachnida, Ixodida, Ixodidae. The transcript is spliced from 3 exons. The record is from RefSeq and is a predicted model, not a curated record.
UAGGCAAGCCAUGACUGAAUCGUCGAAGCCCUUCUCCGGACGGGUGGCCGUGGUCACGGGCGGUGGCAGCGGGAUCGGCCGGUGCGUGUGUCGGAUGUUGGCGACCGGCGGCGCUAGCGUCGUUGUUGCCGACAUCAACCUAGAUUCGGCGAGGGACACGGUCCGGACUUUGCCAGGGCCCUCACAACACCAAGCCUUCAAGUUGGAUGUGGGAUGCUCGGAGUCUGUGAAGUUACUCUUUGAGCUCAUCGAAAGCACCUGCCCUGCGCCGGCAAGCCUUGUUGUGAAUUGCGCCGGAAUCAAUAUUCCUAGCACGCAAUUGAUGGAUAUCUCCGAAGAGUCAUUCGACGAUAUAAUACGAAUAAACUUGAAAGGUACCUUCCUCAUCACAAGAGCUGCAGCGAGAGCCAUGGUGAGCGGCAACGUUCAACAUGGCACCAUCGUGAGCAUCUCAAGCAUGCUGACUGAGGUCACUCGUGCUGGCAGAAGUGCCUACUCCGCAUCCAAGGCUGGCGUGGAGGCGCUCACCAAAGUGGUGGCCAAAGAGCUGGCGUCUCGGGGCAUCCGCGUCAACACCGUCCUGCCGGCCUUUCUGGACACUCCGAUGGGGCGUACGGGCCACAACUGCGAGGAGAUUGAGAACAUUUUGGCGGGCAUUCCCAUGGGCAGGUUAUGUCGGCCAGAAGAAGUGGCCGAGGUCGUUGUGUUUCUCUGCCUGCCAGAAAAUUCGUUUAUGACCGGUGCAGCUGUUUCUGUGUCUGGGGGAGUAAUGUAAAUGUCGUCCAUGAUUUUGUAUACGAUUUCAGUGUGGUAUUUAAGCGUCCUGUUAUUUACAGGCUGUUUUAAUACACCCUAGCGUUAUUUAGGAGUGAUUCGCUGUCAUUAUUUUGACUGGCUCAAAACGUUUAAAUGUUAAGGGAUUUAUGUUCAUGGCUGUGCUACACCAAGCGUCAACGUUCUUAUACUUGAAAACGUACAACAGUGCAGAGUUGGGGCUGGUAUAGACAGUAAAAAGCAUAUGGGACAGCCCCUUUGAGUUCAAUUAUUCAAACACUUUUUAGCUCCCAGCUGCGCUAGAAUCAUUGUCUCUUGAUCUAAGGAUAGAUUCACACAUGCCUAAUCAUAAUGUAACACCUCAGAGCAUGUGCAAAAAAAAAAAACUUUCAAGCCGAAGGAAAAGACAACAAAGAAGAACGCCUCGUUUUCCUACGUAAUUUUUUACUUCAACUUGGAUGUUUUAUACAAGUUUAAGCGCCAGACUCUCAGGCGUUACAUUAAGUUUAAUUAUCAGCAGCUGGCCUGCACGCGGGCUCUUUUUUUCGUUGAUCGCAGAUACCGCCGGUCCUGAAGCUGUUAACUUUUAAGUGGUGCUGGAUGUCUUGUCCAGGUCUUGCUGCAUUUUUUUGUACUUUGCGCAUUUUUAUUAUACGCCACCAGCUCUAAUUUUUAUUUU